AUGACCAAAUCAACACAAUCUGAUGCUAGGCUUAACAGAUGUCUUAAUGACAUAUUUUUACCUGACUCAAGAAUUGAAGAGGUAAUAAUGGCUCCAUAUAAAGAAACUAAUAGUUUAGCUACUAAAUGUGAAAAAGUAUUAAAUAAAAUAACUACAUUGGGGAGAAAGCAAGGAAGAAUUGAAAAACUAAUGUAUUCUUAUUAUAUUGGAGAAGAGUUACUAAAAUAUAAUAACUAUAGAGAGAAAUGGAGGGUUGUAGUAAAAGAAAAAAAAUUUAUGAGCGAAAAAAGGCAUUUUACAAAUGCUAUAAGAGUAUACAGACUUUUUAAAUUAGUAAACAAAGAAAGGAUUUACAACACUAUUUAUUUGAAUUCCAAUGUAAUUGGAGAAUUGUCUGCAACUGACUAUAAAAA
This is a messenger RNA of Entrophospora sp. SA101, 413 nucleotides long. The record is from the annotation of a GenBank genome assembly. NCBI's taxonomy places the organism in Eukaryota, Fungi, Glomeromycota, Glomeromycetes, Entrophosporales, Entrophosporaceae.